AUGUCUCUACUGGGGAAAUUGUUCUCUAGUACACCAUCUGCUGGACCAACCACCUCAAGAUCUUCCAAUCCUCUGGAUUCCAAUUUGGAGGAUCAUUUUACCUACAACUUACUCUUCCCAGAUGCCGAAGCUUUGUGUCACAAAGACCAACUCUUCCCCUUCUCAUCGGGAACCGUACUUGCGCCUGCAAAUGCGCACACUUUUGACGUCAAUGGAGAAAUCGAUUUGGACCUGCGCGAUGUUCGAGUAAUUAUUAUGCAGGAAGCUACAUCAACCUCUGGAACUCCAUACGUAUUAUACGAUAGUCACACACCUCCGCCAACUUCUCCUUCUCUUGAAAGACAAAAUUCAAAUGGCUCUGCAUUCCCUACAAGGUCCGAAAACCGGCGAUCGGUCCCUCCACCACGAAAGACAUCCGUAGGACAAAAUUCAAGACCGGUCGUUAUACAACAGGAUACUACAACUGCUCGAGGUUUUGGCGGCGCAUUCGAUCGGAGAUCAACACAUAAAUCACAUUUAAGUUAUACAGAAACUGAAGGCCAACGUUCGCUGAGGGAAUACAAAGAGGAGGUUACAACUAUCUCGAAUUGCAUAUUUGGAAAUUCCGAAGUUUUGGCAUACAAAGGGACUGGUACAAAGGUUCACAUCUUGCCAUCGGAGUCAAGAUCCUUUGUAGGACCUAGUUCUUAUGCUGCAGACGGUUCUUAUGGCAGAUCAAGUAUGCGAGGUAGUAAAUUGACACAAUCUUUCACUUUGGAAAACGUCGUAGGUCCUACUCCCGCUGGGCUUUCAACAACCACAUCUUCACGGGGACAAGAUCGAAAAAAGGUUCUCAUUACGCGCAUGUUUCCAGUACCUCUACCAAAUGAUGACGUCGAGACUCAAACACCAAUUGCAGGACCAGACAAGGAUGGAUAUCCAUUUCCAAAAGUUAGUGUUGCUGGCACUCCUGAAAAGAAGCCUCAGCCAAAACAGAAACGGACUCCUAUGUAUGCGGUCGGAUUGAUUGUCCAUUUGCCAGCUUCACCACCUCGUGCACCUUCAGUGCCGAACUCUCGAUCUAGCUUUCGCGCAUCAAGUUCCUACAAUGAACAGGAUUCAUUUCCAUCAUCUUUCAGUUCCACAAAACGUGCAGGUUGGACCAUGCUCGGUUCUGGUUAUGGCAUCGACUCUUUGGAAUCUUCGAUUCACAGUGAUGUGGAUGAUCGAAUUGAUAUGAUUACUCAACACUGGGACAUUAUCACUCGAACUCUCACUCAUCUCCAAGCAGUUGCAACUGAAUCUUUGGUAUGCCUUCUUCGACAAGCCGAUAUCAGUUCCCCUGGACCUCGUCGCGAAUCACACUCUCGAGCCCCUUCGGCUAGUGUAUCAAUCGCUGGUAGAAGAGCAGAGGACGCUAAGCCAUUCAAGUUACCCAAGACAAAUGCGAAAUUAGUUCAGCUUAGUCAAAAUUGCUUGGUACAAAUUCACAAAAUACAUAAAGAAGUUGAUGCUUCACGCCAAAGGAUUGUUAGUGGUAUCAAAGGUCUUCAGGUGAUUACUGGUCAAGGUCGAUGGGGAAUUUGGCGUGAAGAAGCCAGAUUGGCUGAGAGGUGGGCUGGCGGAAAGGAUAAGGGAUUUUUCUUCUUCAACUUACUAACUGGGUUUUUGGGUAAUCACACUGAAUGGUUACAAGCAUUGGGACCUAGUUGGUAUCGUCGGAGACACUAUCAAAUUCAAAGAUCUCACAAAGAUGAAGAGAUACCUCUUCCCGCGCGAACCAUCAUUGUUUCCAAUGACAAAAUGGCAGCAAGACGGUUGAUCUUUUUGCUCUCUGCUUUUCUACCCGCGAGUCCACAACUUACAUCUCGGGCUCAUCGGCCUAGCACGUCGAUAUCUUUGGGUGGAUGCUCACAAUCUCCUCCAUCUUAUAUCAUACCUAUCUUGAGAGAAGAUUCACUUCGCCGCAAGAUCAACAAACGCUCUAGUACAUCACGAACCGCCCACCCGCGAUCUGUGAGCUUUCCCGCUCAAUCCGCUCAAACUUCACAAUCUUCUAAACCUUCAUCGGAACAACCCAGUGGCCUUGGAAUUACAGUUCAUGAUGGUCAACAACGUGACAGAUCAUCAUCCGAUAUUUCCCAAAUUAAAACAGCAAAUUUGCCAAUUCCUGGCAGUGACGGUGGAACUCGAAAGAGCAGCACUGCAACAACAAGGACUGCCACACCAAUCACAACAGUUCCACAUUUCUCCACGAGAGCUCCAGUCAGAGGAACUGGACCUAUACCUAGACCAGGAAGCAGUGGUAGUCUUGCAGCUGAUGAUCUACUUCGAUCUUUGAAGAGAGGUGAAAGCUCCGGUCAAUACAGUAAUGUAAGCAAUGAUUCUCAAGGUCAGAACUCAAGAUGGGGUAGCAUGAUUAGUGGUUUCUGGAGUACAAGAAGAAGGCCAUCUACAACCAACACGUCAGCUACAUCAACGGAUGAAGUCGAAAUCAAUGAUCCUUAUUACAGAGAUAUCACUUCACAACCUCGUGGUAAGUUAUCAGAUACCACUGAGACUGACGCUCCUUUGACAAAGUCAAAAGACCAACAAGAUCGCGAGUUAAGGAACUCGGAAUCCGGAAGUACCGAGACCGCCAGAGCAAUCGAGCCAAGAUCAGAGCAACAAGACGAUGAGAUUAAUGAGCAAGUGAUUCAAACACCGGAGCGAAGACCAGAUCCUUCGGGAGCUUAUGAGUCACCAGUCAAGACUACAAUUGCUGAUGAUGGUGCCAUUGAAAUCGAUGUCCCUCUACCUGAUUAUUUGGCUUUCGAAACGGCUGUCAGCUCGCCAUCAAGCAGUGGAUAUUUGUCUACGCCUGGUUUGGGAAAUGGCCUCGAAGGUUUCGAACAUUACUCACGUGCGGGACCAGAUUCAGACACUACGAUAAAUGUCGGCGGUUACCUACCCCGUUAUCAUCCAGAUUUUGCAUUACAGGCAGUGCCUUCCCAUGCGGAUCUUAUCGCUGAAAUUAAGGAAUCAAUGAGAGCAGAGCCAACACCUCUCAUCACAUCAACACCCCAUGCGGAAGAUGGUCGCGCAGAUCGAUGGGUUGAUAUUUCUAGUGCAUUGGUAGCUGAUACUACCAACUUCACAAUUACUCAUAUUCGUUACAGACGACUUGUGAAGCUUAAGGAGAAUGUGGAUCCUACAACUCCAGCUAUCUCCACUUCAUUAGAAUCAAAAUAUGGUAAUGUUUACUCUGCCGUACUACUCACGCCAUCUUUUGAAGUGUAUGACGAUCACGAAGAUCAGUUUAUCGAAGAUCAGUUAGUCAGCAUGGAUGAAACAUUGAUUGAAGCUGUUGAGAGAAUUAUUGCUCGAUCAGGUCAAGCUUCUAAGCAAUCAUCAGCAUGUUCAUCUAGAUCUACAAGCAGAAGACCUGCUAUUGGAAGGGAAAGAUCCAAUUCAGAUACCAAGACUGUACCUGAGGUUAGGACGAAUCUCGAGGUUCCAAGAAAUGAGUGCAAGAAAAUGGUUCUUAGUGCUCUUGAGGAAAUCGUGAAGGAAGUAGCAGAGAGUCGAGACGAGACUGUUGGAAACCACAGAUUAGAGGGCAGGGAGAAAGAAAGCUUCUUAAGGGAAGGAGUCAGAACUUGGUUAGGAACUGUGGAAAGUGUGUAA
Molecule: messenger RNA, 3645 nt
Organism: Botrytis porri
Lineage: Eukaryota; Fungi; Ascomycota; Leotiomycetes; Helotiales; Sclerotiniaceae
Exons: 1
Coding region: 1-3645 (1214 amino acids)
Cellular component (GO): cytoplasm
Molecular function (GO): protein-folding chaperone binding; ATPase inhibitor activity
Source: RefSeq, a predicted model, not a curated record